Histoplasma mississippiense is the source of this 1803-nucleotide messenger RNA. RefSeq lists its product as hypothetical. Gene Ontology annotation, cellular component: cohesin complex; synaptonemal complex. The record is from RefSeq and is a predicted model, not a curated record. Gene Ontology annotation, biological process: mitotic sister chromatid cohesion; synaptonemal complex assembly; replication-born double-strand break repair via sister chromatid exchange. The transcript has 2 exons. Gene Ontology annotation, molecular function: chromatin binding; protein binding. Lineage: Eukaryota; Fungi; Ascomycota; Eurotiomycetes; Onygenales; Ajellomycetaceae. The coding region runs from base 1 to 1803 and encodes 600 amino acids.
AUGUUUUACUCGGAGACGCUGUUAUCGAAGACCGGACCCCUGGCUCGAGUCUGGCUGUCCGCGAACCUCGAACGCAAAUUGACAAAAUCCCAUAUUCUGCAAUCUGACAUCGAAAGCAGUGUCAGCGCGAUUGUCGACCAGGGCCAAGCGCCCAUGGCGUUGCGGUUGAGUGGUCAGCUGUUGUUGGGUGUUGUCCGCAUCUACAGCAGGAAAACUAGAUAUCUUCUUGAUGACUGCAACGAGGCUUUAAUGAAGAUUAAAAUGGCUUUUCGAUUGACAAACAACAAUGAUCUCCCCACCUCCGUCACCCUCCCCGCUGGUGGAAUUACUUUGCCAGAUGUGCUUACGGAGUCUGAUCUAUUUAUGAACUUGGAUACCUCUGUUUUGUUUUCACAACCCAUGCCACAAGUAGGGUCUGAAGGCAAAAGGCCUGCAUCGUCGCUAGGUUGGUCGAGCCAGCUGCUUCCGGAUAGCACCCCUAGUCGGCGGUUCGCGACGCCCAUCGAAAAACCCCACUUGGAAGAUGAUACCGGUCUUGUUCUUGAUUUAGGCGAGGACGACAUGCCUUUAGGCCACGACAUGAGCAUUGAAGUGGGACGAGAUGCACCUGCUCCACGACCGGUUGGCGAAGACCUUUUCAGCGACGACCAAAGGGCGUUCAACGAUGAUUUGGAGCUCGAUCAUGGUGAUGUUGGAAUCCAAUUUAACAAAACAGAGGAUGAAGUAGAUGCGCAUGACAAUGUGGAUAACUUUUUGCAACAGGAUGAUGAUGUGCUUAUGGGUGGUGUUGAAGAAGAGUUGGGAGUUCCGAUUGCCGAAGGAGACACAACAGUGGUACCUGCGGAAGAACCCAGCGAAUUCCUUAGGGAUUCUCAAUCUCCACUUUCAUCUGCGCGAUCUAGUGUCGUGCGAGACCUUGAAGACUCCUUUAUGCAUGAAACUGUCCGCCAAACUCAGAGAGUCAAAAGAAGAAAAAUUCUCCAGCCAGAUGCCGAUACUGUCAUCUCAAGCCAUCAAAUCAAAGAACAACAAGCUGAUCGAUCAAGUAUCUUGAAACCAGCCUCGAUUUUGCCACGCGAUCCUCUUUUACUGACUCUAAUGAAUAUGCAAAAGAACGGUGACUUCGUGUCAAGUGUUAUGAGCGGCAACAACGAAAACUGGGCUCCAGAAUUGCGCGAAAUGCUGUCAAUUGAUGCUGUGCGACAGGCGAGCGAGCUUAAGCGAAAGCGAGACAGCGGAAUUGCCGAUAUGGAUGUUGAUGGAGCUGACAAAAUGCCCCGGCUUGACCUUGAUGAAGACAGCGGUUUCCUACAUGCGGACGAAGGCAUCGAGCUUGGCGGAGACACCACUCUGAACCAGCAAUCUGAGAUCCACGUUGCAGGCGAUGAGGAACAAGCGCACUACAUGUCCGAUGACGAAGUUCCCGGCUAUCAAGCAGAGGGCUUCAACGACUCUAGCAGCACCGUCCAUCCCGCAGAAAGCGGACCUAUCUCUCUCGGAACAAAGCACGCCGUUCACUUGUUACGCGACCGAUUCGGAGGUGAAGAUUCUUCACGAUCGAAGAAGAGUAGCGUUAUCUUCCAAGAUCUCCUCCCCGAGGGGACAACGACCAAGAGUGAUGCGACCAAGAUGUUUUUCGAGGUGCUUGUGUUAGCCACGAAAGACGCUGUGAAGGUUGAGCAGCACCAUGGUACGAUUGGUGGUCGCCUAAAGAUCAGUGCCAAGCAGGGCCUAUGGGGAUCAUGGGCAGAAACGGAAGCCGGAGGCGAAAUAGCCACACAGACAACAGAAGUCGCGGUUUGA